AUGGGGCUGGCGGCCUCAUUAUACGAGUGUCAGCGACUGGAGGCGCUCAAUGCUGCGCUUGGCAAGGGCAAGAUGGUGCUGCACGAUAUUGCACGGUUGAAAUCGGAUCUUGCGGCUGUGAGGGGAGGUGGGAUGGGUGGGCGGAUGGGAGCAGGGCGGAAGUCGGCGACGUGGGGAGGAGCGGCACGAAUGGGGUUGAUGAGUAUGGGAGGGAUGAGGGGAAUGGUGAGUGGGAUGGGAGGAGGUGGGAGGGGGAUAAGGGGGUUAUUGGGGGACAAGAAGUAUUGGAGUGUGGAGGUGGAGGGGCUAAAGGAUUGCCAGGAGGUGGUGGAGUGA
Messenger RNA from Closterium sp. NIES-65, 336 nucleotides. Lineage: Eukaryota; Viridiplantae; Streptophyta; Zygnematophyceae; Desmidiales; Closteriaceae. The record is from the annotation of a GenBank genome assembly.